Messenger RNA from Aspergillus homomorphus CBS 101889, 1635 nucleotides. Its product is annotated as FAD/NAD(P)-binding domain-containing protein. The transcript is spliced from 6 exons. Gene Ontology annotation, molecular function: FAD binding. NCBI's taxonomy places the organism in Eukaryota, Fungi, Ascomycota, Eurotiomycetes, Eurotiales, Aspergillaceae. Bases 1 to 1635 code for a protein of 544 amino acids. The record is from RefSeq and is a predicted model, not a curated record.
AUGGAUCUAACAAAUUGUCGUUCAAUGGAGAUUCUGCGCGUGAUGGGCCUGGCCGACGACUAUCGCGCCCAAGAAGGCAGCGUGCCCGCCUCCACGGAUUUCGAUUCCCAGUUCGUGACCCGAAUCAUUGGAGAAGAGAGUAAGUUGCUAGGAACCUGGCACGUCCCCUGCGUCACCACCCAGCGCGAGUCCAUCCGCCAAACCAACGACGGCACCCAAGCCGCUGAGCCCAGCCAGCGCUGCUCGCAGGUCAUCUUCGAGGCGUGGAUGCGCAAGCUGAUCCUCAAGCAAGCCAGCGCGGGAAGUGCAAUGCAGACUCGCUUCGGAUGGAAGUACCUUCACCACUCUGAAGACGAGACCGGGGUGUGGGCUACCUUCCUCGAUGCGGAGCAAGGCGUGCAGCAUCGCGUGCGGAGUCGGUAUCUCGUUGGGACGGAUGGAGGAGGAAGUCGAGUGCGUGGUUCUGCGGGGAUACGGAUGUUGGGGGGCCCGAUGCCCAUACGCUUCUACCUCGUGCACUUCCGCUCUCAGGAACUCGCGCGAUCCUUCCCCUUCGGCCGAUGCUGGCACAUCUUCUCCACGAACGGUGGCUUCGUGCUCGACCAGGACGACAAGGAUACCUUCACCGCGCAUUUCCCGGUUCACCUACUCCCCGAGGGCGCAAUCGACCCGAAGGAAGUGGUGUAUCGAGCUCUCGGCGGCCCGGGUCCCGGUGAGAAGGCGGUGGUACAGAUCGACGAGAUCCUGGUGCAUAGUGCCUGGACCCCGAACUUCAGUAUCACAGAAAACUAUAUUAGUGCUGGCGGGCGCGUCGUGCUUGCGGGUGAUGCGGCCCAUCGAACACCCCCGCACGGCGGAUACGGUCUGAAUAGCGGCCUAGCCGACGCCUUCGACCUCGCCUGGCGUCUCGCCGCUCUCACCCAGUCCCCGACUCCCUACGGCGGGCCGCUGCUCCUGCAAUCGUACACCCUCGAUCGUCGCCCGUGCAUGAUCCGUGCUCUGUCGCGCUCGCACCGCCAUCUCGUCGAACAUCUCAAGCUUGCCGCUAUGUUUCCCCGUCCUGUUGGGUUGCUGGAGCGUCAGGAUACGGAGGCUGUGGCGCUGCGGACGAAGAUCCGCGAGUUCCUGGAAAUGUCGGGCCCGGAGACGCUGGAUCGCGGUGUGGAGAUGGACUUGAGAUAUUAUUCUUUUGGCGUCUGGGGCGAUGAGGAUAUCUAUAAUGAUGAAGGGCCGUGGGAAGCGGAGAGAUAUGUGCCUUCGACCAGGCCGGGACGUAGAGUUCCUCAUGUUUUCCUGCAGGGCUCGAAGAGUAUCUAUGAUGAGUUUGGGCCUGCGUGGAGUCUUGUUCAUUUCGUGGAAGAUUCCGGACACUCCGGGGCCAAGGACAAGAGUGCUCCUGCUGUCACGGCUGAGACAUUCGUCGCUGUUGCGGCCAAGUUUGGAAUGCCACUCAAGCUGGUGAAACUGGUCAAUGAGACACAUGCACAUCGCGUCUGGGGCAGGAGUCUGGUGCUGGUGAGGCCGGAUACGCAUGCUGCUUGGCGUGGGAAUGUACUGCUACAAGAAAUUUGUCUGUCUUUAACGCAUUUAUUGUUAUCGCUUUUGAUCGUAACUCCAAUCCGUCCCUCCUUUUAA